Messenger RNA from Loa loa (African eye worm), 189 nucleotides. RefSeq names its product zinc finger protein. The coding region runs from base 1 to 189 and encodes 62 amino acids. The transcript is spliced from 2 exons. The record is from RefSeq and is a predicted model, not a curated record. Lineage: Eukaryota; Metazoa; Nematoda; Chromadorea; Rhabditida; Onchocercidae.
AUGAAAAGGCAUAUGUGGACACAUAUCGGUGAGAAGCCACAAAGACAUCAUUUGCAAUGUCCACGGUAUCUCAUGAUGACAGGAAUAGGCCAAUCUUCAACUGUAAUAUAUCCGCUAAAGGUUUCUUGGAUAAUCGCUGUUUCAAAUCACAGAGGAAGAAUCAUGAAAGAAGCUGAAAGGCCUGUGUAA